Messenger RNA from Myxozyma melibiosi, 890 nucleotides. Its product is annotated as thioredoxin-like protein. The record is from RefSeq and is a predicted model, not a curated record. Gene Ontology annotation, biological process: cellular response to oxidative stress; cell redox homeostasis. Gene Ontology annotation, cellular component: cytoplasm. The transcript has a single exon. The coding region runs from base 141 to 842 and encodes 233 amino acids. Gene Ontology annotation, molecular function: thioredoxin peroxidase activity. NCBI's taxonomy places the organism in Eukaryota, Fungi, Ascomycota, Lipomycetes, Lipomycetales, Lipomycetaceae.
GCACAUUGUUAGAUAAGCGGUUAGAUAACGAUUGAGAAAUAAUUGUGCGGAGUAAAGGGGCCAGGACAUUGAUACGAUCCGAUACUGGACUGUUCUGCCUUCUGCUCCCCUGUCUUCUGCAUCUUCCUCCUCGUCACUGCAUGUACUCGCGCGCAGUUUGCAUCCUCAGAUCCUGUCGUAUACCAAUGCCUCCUCGAAAAGUCAAAGAACCCGUCGACCCCUCCACCCUCCGUCGCUCCGGCCGGUCGCGGGCCUCAUCUUCUUCCUCCACCGCAACAGCAGCAGCAGCGGCCGAAAUCCCUGCGAAAACCACCAAUGCCAAAAUCGAAAAGAGCAGCAGCAAACCCGUGUCCUCCCCGAAGCCUGCUACAACUACCACCGCUACUUCUGCUGUCCUGGAGCUAGGCGACGCGCUCCCCGACGUCGCGAUCGAGACGCAAGACGGCGAGCCCGUCAACCUCGCGCAGCUCGCGUCCUCGAAGAAAAUGAUUGUGAUCUUUGCCUACCCGAAAGCCAGCACGCCCGGCUGCACGAGACAAGCCUGCGGAUUCCGCGACGAGUUCCCGAAAUUCGACGCCGCGGACGUGGCCGUCUUUGGUCUGUCUGCCGACUCGGUCGCCGCGCAGAAGAAGUUUAAGGACAACCAGAAGCUGCCGUACGAUUUGAUUGCGGAUACAAAGUAUCAACUGCUGGGGCCGCUCGGUGCGAAGAAGACUGCCGCGGGUGGCAUCGUGCGGUCGUAUUGGGUGGUCAAGGACGGUAAGCUUGCCACGAAGGUUAUCGGUGUCAAGCCUGAGGAUUCGGUCUCAAAGUCUCUUAAAGAGGUUUUGGAGUCUAAUUGAGUGUCUAGAUAAUAGAUCUGAAAUAUUCAAAAGCACUAAAAGCAAAUU